This is a messenger RNA of Hemibagrus wyckioides, 1207 nucleotides long. It is a transcript of the gene pth1a, whose product is annotated as parathyroid hormone 1a. Gene Ontology annotation, molecular function: hormone activity. Gene Ontology annotation, cellular component: extracellular region. Gene Ontology annotation, biological process: intracellular calcium ion homeostasis. Lineage: Eukaryota; Metazoa; Chordata; Actinopteri; Siluriformes; Bagridae. The transcript has 3 exons. Bases 249 to 650 code for a protein of 133 amino acids. The record is from RefSeq and is a predicted model, not a curated record.
CUCUCUCUCUCUAUUAUUCCGGCCUUCUUUCAGACAGUACAGAAGUUCAGAUACAAAGCCUAAUAAUCGAGUGACGAAAAAGUGACGAAAGCGAGAUUAGUGUGCGUGUGUGUGUGUGUGUGUGUGUAGUGGACGGGCUUUGCUUUGCGCAUGCGCGCUUCUAUAACGGAAAAGCGGCGCUCAAUAACGAAGACGCGCAUCAAUGAACAGCGGAGCUAUAAAAGGAGCGACUCUCUGCUCCGGUGCUGAUGCCUGCUUCACAAACUGGACUUUUGCAGUCUCUACAGCUACAGAACACACACACACACACACAGCAGGACUGUACAACUACACAAAGUAAAAGAAUGGUAUCCACAAGAAGUUUGCAUAAAACGAUGGUGUUUCUGUGUUUGUGUGUUUUGUACAACAGCAUGAGGACAGACAGCAGACCACUGAGCCGGAGGUCCGUCAGUGAGGUCCAGUUAAUGCACAGCAUUGGUGUGCGUAAACACAUACAGCAGCGGCAGGAGUGGCUGCAGGAGCACAUGCAGGACAUACACACCGCCCCGUUACAUGCUGGGAAAAUCAGUGGAGAGCGCAUCAUGCUGGAGCGCUCGCGAUCCCCAGAUCCAUUCAAAGGGGGCGUGGCUGAUACUCUGGACACGCAAUGAAACGUGGAGCCGUCUCGCUCCAUCUCAAUCUCAUUUCUAUUUAUUUUCCCCCCUCCUAUUUAUAUAUUUAAGUAUUUAUCUCCAUUUGUGGACUUUUCAAAAGUACUCCUGUUUGUUAUAAAAAUAUGUUAUGUACGUGUAUAUUGGGACUUUUAUUUUAGAAAAAAAAAUUGGCUACCCGUAUGAGAGAGAGCACUUUCAUUUCUUUUAUUUUUAAAUGAGCUGAAAUAAUGCUUACGGAAGGCGAGAAUAUUGUAGAGUAGGACCAAAUUAUUAUUUUUUUCUUAAAAUGAAUAAUAUAUAUUUUUUAAAACAGAAAUGACCACGAAAAAGAAUAUUGAAUGUAUUUUCAUAUAUGUUUAGAGUUUAGGAGUCAUGUUGCAAAACAUUUGAUGAAUUUGUUUGCUAAAUUAGAAUUUUUUAUUUUAUUUAGAUUGUAAAUUCAAUACGGUAUAUAGUGUAUUGGCUGAUAUACACUUUAUAACACCAAAACAAUGUAUAAUAUAUGUGCUUUAUUUUUAUAUACUUCUAAUAAAAUGAUAAAUCUCUUUUCAAAA